GUUCACAAGAUCACUUUCUGAAAAGAAUACCGCAGGACGCCGGAUGGGGUAUACUGUAACAGGCAUUGUGUUGGGAAUGCUAACUUCUAUGUUCUGCAUCAUUCUAAUCAAGAUACUUCAUGCUGCUGUGCCUUCCCUUGCCAGGCAAUGGAACUCUAAGAAGUACUUGAUACAGUCUUUCCGUCGAGCAUGCCUGCUUGUUGCCUAUUUCUCUGCUGUUGGUUUGCUUCUAUUGCAAUAUAAAAAAAUAAUCGGCCUCAGACAGCUAGAUAUUAACUCUAAUAUGUGAGGCCAAAUCAUCUAAUUAUUUCAGUGAAUCGUACAUUUGUUACAUAUGAUUAAGAGAGUCAUGUACAUGUAUCAGGUAGCUUUAUAAAAAAUAUCUUUACUUUGGAGCAAAUGCAAGCAAUAUCAUUAAUUAUGGGCUCUUAUGAAAUACUGGCAACAGUGCUAUAGUGAUUACCUAUUUCUGCUUCAAUCGGCCUUCUUGGUAGAGGGAAGUGUUUCAUGAA
Messenger RNA from Dendrobium catenatum, 512 nucleotides. RefSeq lists its product as uncharacterized. The record is from RefSeq and is a predicted model, not a curated record. Lineage: Eukaryota; Viridiplantae; Streptophyta; Magnoliopsida; Asparagales; Orchidaceae.